AUGGUGCUGGUUCUGGUGCUGGUUCUCCUUAUUGUCGGGGUCAUGCUAUACAUGCCGCUAAUUCUAGGUCUGGUGAAUACUCCGGACAUCAUUCAUACUCGUGACAUGAGAACAGACAAAAAGCUGAAGGCAAUUAACUCUAUACCGAGUAUGCUGCUGAACCCCUUUGAAUACUUUUUUGGAAUAAAUAUGUCUUGCGAAGAAAUUCAAGAUGACACAAUGCCGCUUUUACUUGAUGACGAAGAUCCAAACUCACCUGAAGCAAACGCUGUGCCUGAAUAA
Molecule: messenger RNA, 282 nt
Organism: Arctia plantaginis
Lineage: Eukaryota; Metazoa; Arthropoda; Insecta; Lepidoptera; Erebidae
Source: the annotation of a GenBank genome assembly